Ogataea polymorpha is the source of this 183-nucleotide messenger RNA. RefSeq lists its product as uncharacterized. The transcript has a single exon. The record is from RefSeq and is a predicted model, not a curated record. Bases 1 to 183 code for a protein of 60 amino acids. Lineage: Eukaryota; Fungi; Ascomycota; Pichiomycetes; Pichiales; Pichiaceae.
AUGGCACGGGGCAACCAGAGAGAGCUGGCAAGACAGAGGAACCUGAAGAAACAGCAGGAGCAGGCAAAGGGGCACAAGAAAGAAGGCGACCCGAAGAAGAGAAUGGAACGCGACGCGGAGAUCCUCCGUGCAAAGCAAAAGGCGGCCGAGGAGCGCAGACAGGCCGAGGCCGCGAAAAAAUAG